AUGCCACCUCGAGUUCGGAAGUCGGACAUCGCGCCAAUUGAUUGGACUGAUGAUCGGACUUGGGCGCUGAUUGGAGAAAUGGAGGAGUGUCACAAUGCCAAGGUUCUCUUUGGGAAAAAAGAGAAAGAUGAGAACACCUCAGGGGAGCGGAAGAUCAUGGUUUAUAAAGCCAUUGCUGCGAAGCUGUUCCCUGAGGAGUCUAAGCUGUAUGCAAAGGCUAUGGGAGACCGGGUGAAAAGUAAAGUUGAAGCCCUUCGUAAGAAGUACAUCAUCAUGGCGAAGCGCCUCAAGCAAACUGGGGAUGGCCUGACUGGUGAUGAUGCCUCUCAGGAGGUUGCAGAUGGACCUAUCGAGGUCUAUAUGCCAUUUUACAUCUCACCAGAGGGUCCUGACCAUGACACUAUCCCUGAGGCUCGUAACAUCUGGGAGCAAAUUUGCAAGGAUCUCCCCUACUUUCCUGCUCUCCAUCGUCUUUGGGCUUCACGCCCGAAUGUAGUCCCUCCUGUUGUCACCACAGGAAUAGGACCACGGGGUCGUUCGGUGGUUUAUAUGCAGGACCCUCAUCGUGGUGCUCUUGCAGAGGAUUUGAACCGUGACAAUAUCCCCAUUGAUCCGGUUCUACUCGCCAUGGAGCGGGAACUGUUCUCCCCAACUGCUGACCUGUUUAGACCUCUCAUUCCCUUGGAUGAUGAUCCUCCCGCACCUGGAGCUCCCAUUGUCCAUCCCCCUGGGCGUUUCUUUGGAGCUGACGCUACCAACACUCCCUCAUCAUCUCAGGCUUCUGCAGACGAUGAUACUCCACCUCCACCCACUCCAUCUCAGUCGAGGAAAGGUCCCAAGGUGUCCCAUCUUAGUGAUGAGGCACUUAACAAGGCCAAGGCCUCUAUCCAGGUUGUUCCCAAGAAGCGCUCUUUCGAAGAGUCAAUUAUUGAUGUUCAGAUGCAGCAAAUCAAACAGCUUGCUGACCGUGCUGAUGCUGACCGGAAUGUCAAGAUCCGCAAGCUGAUGCUGAAAGAGCUAGAGCUGGGUGUAAUGACUCCGGCACAGUAUAGGCGGCGGUUGAAAAAGAUGGGGAUGUUUUCUGAUGAUGAGAAUUCAGAUACCAACUAG
Molecule: messenger RNA, 1110 nt
Organism: Pleurotus ostreatus (oyster mushroom)
Lineage: Eukaryota; Fungi; Basidiomycota; Agaricomycetes; Agaricales; Pleurotaceae
Exons: 5
Coding region: 1-1110 (369 amino acids)
Source: RefSeq, a predicted model, not a curated record